Messenger RNA from Trichoderma harzianum CBS 226.95, 2454 nucleotides. RefSeq names its product glycoside hydrolase family 92 protein. Gene Ontology annotation, molecular function: peptide-N4-(N-acetyl-beta-glucosaminyl)asparagine amidase activity; carbohydrate binding. The coding region runs from base 1 to 2454 and encodes 817 amino acids. NCBI's taxonomy places the organism in Eukaryota, Fungi, Ascomycota, Sordariomycetes, Hypocreales, Hypocreaceae. Gene Ontology annotation, cellular component: cytosol; nucleus. The transcript is spliced from 3 exons. The record is from RefSeq and is a predicted model, not a curated record. Gene Ontology annotation, biological process: carbohydrate metabolic process; protein quality control for misfolded or incompletely synthesized proteins; glycoprotein catabolic process.
AUGGCGAAAUUAAACCAAGCUGCCAAUGCUGUUGGUCUACUUUAUGGACUUACAGCUACUACGCAGGUUCAAGCCGCCUCAUUUGAUCCCUUGACACACGUCGACCUUCUCAUUGGCAGCAGCAAUGGCGGCAAUGUAUUCCCAGGAGCUACUCUUCCUUUUGGCAUGGCCAAGGCUGUAGCCGAUACCAAUAGCGGCAGCAACCAAGGCGGAUUUACUCUAGAUGGCUCGUCUGUCACCGGUUUCAGCGUCAUGCACGACUCUGGCACUGGAGGCUCGCCAUCGCUUGGUAAUUUCCCACUAUUUCCGUAUACUUCUUGCCCAGGCGGCGAAGUAGACGGUUGUUCUUUUCCCAAGAAUGACCGUGUCAAGUUCGGCAGCUUCUCUAAUGAGAGUGUUGUCGCGAAGCCGGGAUACUUUGGGAUAACCCUCAACAGCGGGCCCAAGGUUGAGAUGACAACAUCUCAGCAUGCGGCACUAUUCAAGUUCACGUUCCCCAAUGCAGGCCCUGACGAUAAGCCGCUUAUCCUGCAAGACUUGACGGAUCUUUCAAAUUCGAGACAAGACAAUGGCACUGUGAGUGUGGACGGAAAGACUGGCCGCAUCACCGGCAAUGCCGUUUUCGUUCCCAGCUUCGGCACUGGCUUCUAUAAGUUGUACUUCUGCACAGAUUUCUCAGGUGCUGAAAUUUAUGACAAUGGCAUCUUUGUGAACUCACGCGCCAGUUCUGACGUCAAAGAUCUUACCAUCUCGCGCUCUAUCAACGGCUACCCGUUGCCAGGCGGUGCCUUUGUCCGCUUCGCCAGUGCUCAAGAGCCCAUUUAUGCUCGUACUGGUGUUAGCUUCAUCAGCAGUGCACAAGCAUGCUCCAAUGCGGAGAAAGAAAUUACCAAAUGGGAUCUCGACAAAUAUGCCAAUGAGGCCGCCAAUAUCUGGCGGCAGAAGCUUUCUCCUAUUACCAUCAAGGCUGGUAAUGGUGUGAGUGAGGACUAUAUCAAGUCAUUUUACUCGGGUAUCUAUCGCACACUCGUCAAUCCUCAGAAUUAUACUGGAGAGAACCCUCUCUGGAACGACGGCGAGCCGUACUACGACUCAUUUUACUGUAUUUGGGAUUUGUUCCGAUCUCAGAUGCCCUUUAUGACUAUUCUGGAUCCUGCGGCUCUUACGGAACAAAUCCGUUCGCUGAUAUCUAUCUAUGAAAACUUGGGAUGGCUGCCUGAUUGCCGUAUGAGUCUCUGUCCGGGAUACACCCAGGGUGGCUCAAACGCAGACAACGUCUUGGCAGACGCCUAUCUCAAGGGUCUCAAAGAUGGAAUCGAUUGGGAAAAGGGUUAUGAGGCUGUUGUCAAAGAUGCAGAAGUUGAGCCUUAUGCCUGGUCCACGAACGGUAGGGGAGGCAUCGACUCGUGGAAAAAGCUCAACUACGUUCCCGUACAAGACUUUGACUACAAGGGUUUUGGAACCAUGACGCGCACCAUCAGUCGCACUCUUGAGUAUAGCUACAACGACUUUUGCAUCUCCCAGAUUGCUGCAGGGUUGGGUAAAAAGGGAGACCAAGAGAAAUACAUCGAAUCCAGCGGCUAUUGGCAAAAUUUGUUCAAAGCUGACCAGACCUCAUUCUUCUCAAACGGGACCGACACUGGAUUUACGGGCUUCUUCCAAGCCAAGUUCUUGAACGAGACCUGGUUCACGCAAGAUCCAUUGAUGUGCAGCAACUUGGAUUCUAGGAGCGUAUGCUCGCUUCAAAACUCUGGGGCUGAGACAUUCGAGAGCAGCACUUGGGAAUACGGCUUCUUCGUUCCACACGAUCAAGCCAGCCUGCUUAACCUUUAUGGCGGCUCUGACGCUUUUGUCAGCCGUCUAGAUUAUAUGCACGACCAAGAGAUUACAUAUAUCGGCAACGAACCCAGUUUCCUCACUGUCUUCCAAUACCAUUAUGCUGGCCGACCAGCCUUGUCCGCUGAACGCAGCCACUUCUACAUCCCCAAGUUCUUUGCUCCUACACCAGAUGGGCUGCCAGGUAACGACGACAGCGGCGCUAUGGGCAGCUUCGUUGCCUUCUCCAUGAUGGGCCUAUUCCCCAACCCCGGUCAGGAUGUCUAUCUCAUCAUUCCACCCUACUUUGAGAGCGUUAGCAUCAAGAGUCCGAUUACAGGGAAGACUGCGACUAUUCGCAAUGUCAACUUUGAUUCCACUUACAAGAAUGUGUAUAUUCAAAAGGCUACUUUGAAUGGCAAACCUUACACGAAGAAUUGGAUCGACCACAGCUUCUUCCUUGAAGGAAAGGAGCUUGUACUCACUCUAGGCAGCAAGGAAAGUUCAUGGGGUACUAGGGUGGAGGAUCUUCCGCCGAGUUUGAGCCCUUACAACAGUAGCAACGUUGCUCACACUUCUGCGCCGGCCAAACGAUCUUAUCGACCGCGCUUUGACAGUGGAGGGAUGAUGUUUUAUUGA